UGUUACGGGCCACAGCGGGCAGCGUCAGCUGGCGCCCAACGUGGGGCCUCUUCAGCGAGAGGAGACCCCCGGAGGAGUCGUUUUUGGAUUACAAAGACUUUUGGGCGGCAGCUACCCCGGUUGCAGCAGGCCGGUUUUUGUCCGGCGGCGCUCCCGGGGGAAGGAGCAACAAUCUCUCCGCGCACGAGGGACCGCUCCUGGGGCUUUGGACACCUCCCACGGCCACUGUCUGGACUUGGAACAAAUAGAGAGACAGGUGGAUAGGCCUGAGAUGCAAGAACAAUUUAUCCUCGAAAUGGCAAAAGCCAAUUGCAACGACAUCUGCAAACAAGUUAUCUUUAGUCUGCCUAUGUAUCCACCACCGACCCUGGACGCCCUCAUUGAUGCGUGCGAGAAGAAAGUGCCAUUAGUGGGGACGUCCAAGGUGCCACCACCACCACACACGGUCAGGAGACCACCAACGGCAGCAGUGACCCAGCACCCGGCGGGGCACACCGUUAUUCCGCCGGCGAGAACCACGCAAUGCUAUCGGUGUGGACAGCUGGGCCACAUGGCAAAGAACUGUCCUGCCAACCACCCUCACCAGGGGCCGAUGGGGGAUGGUUCAGGGGAGAGGGUACAUAAAGAAGUAUCUAAUAAAAAAAACAAGGAGUGCGGCGCGAACCUGCCCCGCGCGAUGCAAAAAAUGGGGCAGGUAUCGCGGAGGGGGGAGACCUUAAACGCUGGACAUGGCACGUAUCCCGGACGCGACAUCUCAUCACCACCAAAGACACCCUCUUCCGGUCCCAGCACUGGACGGUGGUGGCUGUGGACCCUCUGGAGGGGGAUCAGAUGGAAACUGGACACGACUGUAAGUUUAUUGCCAUCGGGGACACUAAAUACACACCCCCAGAGAUUGAGAUUUCUCCGAUUACCUUCCCGGGUGGUCCGGAGAACCUCACUCUCCUGGCGCGCUGCACUCACCCACCAUAUUUCCUGCCAAAAGGGCAAAUUAUUGCCCAAAUUAUCCCAAUGCCUGAAAGAUUUUCAGUAGACGACCACGCACCAGGCGUCUACUGGGCGGAAGUGGUGGGUGAAGAUAAGCCUAUCAUUGAUUGCAGUGUCAAGCAGGGUGCGGAGUUUGUUAACAUGAAGGGUCUGCUUGACACAGGGG
Molecule: messenger RNA, 1153 nt
Organism: Cyanistes caeruleus (blue tit)
Lineage: Eukaryota; Metazoa; Chordata; Aves; Passeriformes; Paridae
Source: RefSeq, a predicted model, not a curated record